GUAUGAAAUAAAAACAUUAUACCUUUGACAAUUUUUGUUCACUCGUUGCGAUGCAUCAAAAAAACUCACUUGUUUGCUGCGCUCACUCUUUCGUUUUUAUGAUGCAUUGCAACUGGUGAAUAAAGAUCGUUCGUGCGCACUUUCCACGGGAUAAUCUCUAUUUAUUCUAGACAAACCAGGAAGACGAGCAAUAUCGGUUUAGGCAGAAAGUUCGAGUAUAGAUUUAUGUUUAUGGAAUGCGUGUUUAAGAUAGAACUUUUCAUCGGCAUUUUAAGCCAUAUAAUAGACUUUUAAGGCUUUCCAUUGAGGUUCCCGAGUUUGCCACCAACAGAUGACUAGCUUCGAUACACUUUGUUGACGUCAGCAUUUUUGAUGAGCCCCGUUUUCGAUCUCAAUCACUUUGGAUAUGAGGUCUAAACACUGAAAACGAUUGAAGGAGCUGUGGAGAGGGCGCCUCUGACUUAAGAUUCGUAAGUACAGCGUACUAAACGCGAGAUCUGUUGUAUCAAGUAUUCUACAUUGCAUCUUGACGCCACUUAAAAUAACACGUCUUCCCGGCCAGUAAGUGUAAAAAAUGUUAUCAAUAUUGAUUUCAAGAGCGCCACUACAGCCCUAUAUCAUUUACUUAGUAUCGGUGUUCUCAUGUGGUGGAAUUUUUUGGACUUAUAUCUGAAUGGCAAAAUUACCAGCUCGAUGAUAACAAUAUUGAUUGAAUUCCUCCUAUUUCGGAUUGAAAGUUACCUUUUUACAUGUCGACAACUUUCAUAAAUUUUUACGGUGGAAAAUAGAAGAGGGUAUGUUAAAGAGACGUUUCCUUGUUUAUGGCUUUUGGACAUACAAGUUAGAUUUUUCGACACAUCUCUGAACCCGUGUUGUCAUUUUGCAACAAAAUAUAGUUGAUGAUGUGGUUGUUGUCAAAUAUAAGUCAGGUUAGCAUCGAGGUAUGUUUGAUCCACGACUUGAGAUUGCAUCCGGAGUAUUAAUGACUGGAUGUGCAACUGCAUUCCUCAAAACCUGAUCAGCUUCUGUACAUUUUGAGAGGCGAUUUUGCGUGAAAUCGAGAAAGGCAAUCCAAUGGAAAUAAUAUGGAUUAUCUAUGUUGCUGGUUUAUUUCCUGUUUUGAGCGAAGGAGAAAUACUUUACCACCAGACCAUGACUCCAUCUUGGCUAGAAACGCACGCGUCCUACAUUGACAACUCUCGUACGUCAACCACUGAUCAAGUAACAUUCAACGCAGGCUCAGUAGCUCAGAGAGCUCUCCUGAAAGUUCCCUUAAUACCCCCUGGCGCUUUAAGAUCUACCACCCCGCUGACCAUUGAAAUUACCGUAGCAAAUGACGCGAGCAUUGGACAGGUUGUUGACAGUGACACCCGAUAUGGUGUGUCAGAUGGUGCAAGAUUUAUUGGAUUCCAAACGCGAGACAGAACAAAUUACAUCAACAUGUAUCCAUGCUAUGGAUUGGAAGGUGUACCUGGUCAAACUUUAUCCUCUCAUCAAUACAUUUCACAAGCGACUAACAAGCCUGGUCACUCCAAGUACCCAGGUCGCUUUGUCUUCACCAUAAAGUUGGAUGAACGCUGGGGUUCCUGUUACACUGCGCAUGACGGAGGAUCCGUGAAGAACAUUGGUUACAGUAACCGACUCAUGCUCAGUAGGGGUCUUACAUUCGAAGUCUACUCAGAGGACCGAAAGGACAGAGUUGGUAUUAAGUAUAUCAAGGUGGUCGUCAUACAAGACGUUUAGAGCUUGUAAAAGAAAAUUAAAGGGAGAAAAUUAAUAAAAUAAAUCGUCAUUUUAGUUCUUUUUAGCCACCUGAGUAUUACUUUGAUCGGUAAAUUUAUUACAAAAGUUGAUCCAAGAGUGCAAAUCGUUUUUCUUUCACUUAAGAAUACAUUUGAAGAACAAUUUGUUUAAAAGUA
Molecule: messenger RNA, 1919 nt
Organism: Pocillopora damicornis (cauliflower coral)
Lineage: Eukaryota; Metazoa; Cnidaria; Anthozoa; Scleractinia; Pocilloporidae
Source: RefSeq, a predicted model, not a curated record